Messenger RNA from Fusarium falciforme, 1350 nucleotides. RefSeq lists its product as hypothetical. Bases 1 to 1350 code for a protein of 449 amino acids. Lineage: Eukaryota; Fungi; Ascomycota; Sordariomycetes; Hypocreales; Nectriaceae. The record is from RefSeq and is a predicted model, not a curated record. The transcript has 2 exons.
AUGACCGUAUCCGAUCUUCAGUCUGACCUUCACCUUCGAUCAGUUCCGGUCACAUACCUCGAUAGGAAUGGGAAGCAGCAUCAAGUCCACCGGCCCGUGCACCAGAUUCCUCACUAUACAUUCGGCCGCGUUGUUGGGUUUGAAGACAUAUCCUUAUACCUUUUGUUCCCGAACCUGUAUCGAGAAGAGCAGACGUGUAGUAAGCUCAAGGAUGAAGUCUUUCGGCUGUGGAUGGAUGGCAUUCUCCUCCCUGCGAUAUACCAAUGCUACAGCACGGCCCACGUCCAGCAUUAUCCAUCGAGCUAUGACCACAGUCGUUAUAACUCUACCGCUCGUGGAGUAGAGACACUCUCUCAACGUGUGCAUGCGGUGGCACGGGAACAGCAAUUGGUGUACUUUCUACCACCGGAGGCGCUGGCAGAUGUGUGGGCCAAUAUCGUCGCCACAGCGAAGAACUUGAAGGUCCUCACCAAGGACGUUACCUGGGAUAAAAUGGUGUCGCGAUUUCAAAGGUACUGGGUUAGCGCUGUUGACGAAAGCCACACCACAACAGACCUGUACUUUGAUGUUGGGAAAGAGACCUGCUCUCAACAGGCAUCCCAAGUUGUCCCUUGGAGUCAACUGGCAGCUGGAGUCAUAGAUGACGGAACGGAGAAAAGAGCGGAAACGCUGCUGUAUCGGCGAUGUUGCCUGGAAUCUUACGGCCUCCAGGUCAGCAAUGGGUCCGCUGGCGACCAAGAGACUCAAAAGCAGGUCUUUUAUCCGUUCAGUAUGCUUCGAGACACUGGAAGCUUGACCAUCGAGACUGGAAAGCGCUCUCUACGCCGCGCUGCUGGCCUUGUCGUACCUACCGACGAUAGUUCCCCGUACUAUAGUUUCACGACUGAUACUCUUCUUAGGUGGGUGCGGUGGAAUAUCAACAAAUUUUGUUUCGGGUUCGAGAUGGUACAUAGCUUCCAGGACCUUCACUUCGUCACCUGGGAACAUACGCGAAUCAUGCUCAUGUUCCUCCGCUGCCUCCAGUUCUCCUAUUCCGGCGGGCUGAUCCAGAAGGUCGGCGGCUGCUGGCAGGAUGUACGGCUUCAGCCCGACCCGCGCCAGCCAGACGGACUAAGGCGCCACGAGGGUCUUGGAUUCCAGCGGACCAUGGAUACAUAUGGCUACGCAUGGUUCCUCGAUAAAAUCGACUGGGAUACGCUCACGCAGCCCCACGCAACCUACAUGAUGUUUAACAACCCAUCGAUGCAGGCUGCCUACCAUGCUCGGUACCGCCAGAUUCGGGACAUGCGCAUCGACUUUAUCCGAGUAGGCAAGGUCCGCCAGUGGAUGCACCGAGCCUACCUAGACUAG